Messenger RNA from Diabrotica virgifera virgifera (western corn rootworm), 1341 nucleotides. Its product is annotated as peptidoglycan recognition protein-like. NCBI's taxonomy places the organism in Eukaryota, Metazoa, Arthropoda, Insecta, Coleoptera, Chrysomelidae. The record is from RefSeq and is a predicted model, not a curated record. The transcript is spliced from 3 exons. Bases 188 to 913 code for a protein of 241 amino acids. Gene Ontology annotation, biological process: peptidoglycan catabolic process. Gene Ontology annotation, molecular function: zinc ion binding; N-acetylmuramoyl-L-alanine amidase activity.
UAUUUCAUUCAGAUUACUUCAGUUGUUCUUCGUUGUUUUGCAUAGAUAGUUUUACAAGUUACACUGUUUAUUGAGCAUUUGUCUUUAAACUAUAUAUUCUCAAAUAUAACAAUACAUUAUUAAAUCUGCCGUUCUACUGUACAUAGUGAGUGUGGAGAAUUAACAGUUGGUUCUUAUUUCUACAAACAUGAAGCUGUUUCCUAUCACACGUCUUUUGGCAGUAUGGGCAAUAUUUCUCUUCUGUGAAACAAAGGGAUCUAAUAACGGCGUAAAAAGCGACAUGAUUUCGAAAGGAACUAUACAUUCAAAAAAUCAUGACAGUUCCAAUCAAUCCAAUAUCGAAAUAACUGGAAACACUGAGUUUUACACCCCAGGAGAACAAUAUGCAGAUGUCAACGGAACUACCGCUCAUCUACGAAUUGUACACAGAAUUAUCUGGGUAGCACAACCUCCUUCGGGGCCGAAAAUUGGUCUAACUCUUCCUGUAUCCACAGUAAUAAUUCAUCACACUAAUACUAAAUCAUGUAGUACACAAGCUGACUGUAUUCUGCAGACUCGUAAAAUACAGACUUUUAAUAUGGAAACCAGAUUAAAUGACAUCGAAUAUAACUUUCUGAUUGGUGGUAGUGGUGCUGUUUACGAAGGUAGAGGUUGGAAGGUAGAAGGAGAACACACUUUAGGGGUUAACGAUAAAAGUUAUGGUGUUGCAUUUAUUGGUACGUUUUCCGAACAACCACCACCCAGAACAAUGAUUAAUGCUCUUCACAAACUACUUGAUAUAGCGAUACAAAAGGGUUAUCUAACCAAAGAUUAUAAGAUAAUGGGCGCUAGUCAAUUUUCUAACACAGAAAGUCCAGGAAAAACGUUUUAUGAAUUAAUCAAGUUAUGGCCUCAUUGGUCUACAGAACUAUGAAACAAAAUGUCAUUUAAAAAUAAUAGCUCCGUUAAACUUGAAGCUCGCUGGAAAAAUUUACAAUACCUUGCCUUCAUUGGCACAUUGAUUUCUGUUAAACAAAGAAGAAAAUAAUAAGAACUGGACUACUUCACCUACCUGAAAAAUUUAAAAAUCCUGGAAAAAUAAAUUAAAUAUUUUUUCCAUAAAGAAGUUAAUGGAUUUUAAUAUUAGUUCGUAAGAAAUAGUUAAAUUUUAAUAACUAAUGUAUAUUAUUUAUAUAAUUAUAAAUUAGUACUCCAAAUGUGUUAAUUUAAGGGCGUAGGCGCAAUAUUUCGCGCAACAAUUUGUUUUAAAUGCAUUUAUUUUUUUGGAAUCCUGAGAAAGCUAAUAAAUAUUUUUGAAAAAUGAAAAAUUUAAACGCAGAAUGAAAGAAUACAUUAUAACCG